This is a messenger RNA of Hylaeus volcanicus, 1348 nucleotides long. Its product is annotated as programmed cell death protein 2-like. The transcript has 3 exons. Bases 73 to 1200 code for a protein of 375 amino acids. Gene Ontology annotation, cellular component: cytoplasm. The record is from RefSeq and is a predicted model, not a curated record. NCBI's taxonomy places the organism in Eukaryota, Metazoa, Arthropoda, Insecta, Hymenoptera, Colletidae.
AAACAUGUUUUAUGGUCUUCCAGAUUCAUGUGGAACGAAGCUUUACGCGUUUAUCAUGAAUUUAUUUAAGCAAUGGAUCAUGCUGAAACGUUUACGACUGUCAAUAAGGAAAAUCACAAUGAAACGAAAAAUGACAGUGAUAGUUUAAGUAUUAUUACUUUAGGAUAUUUAGAAAAUCCUGAAUUUCCUCAUUCUCUUCAUCGUCGAUUUUUUCCUUGUAAAGCUGGAGGUAAACCUGCUUGGCUUGAUCCAGAAAAUAUUCCUGAUGGUGACAAAAUAUUAGUAUGCCACCAAUGCCAACUACCUAUGACCUUUGUAUUACAAAUUUACGCUAGCCGUGAUCAACCAUCUGAUGCUUUUCAUCGCAGUAUUUAUAUUUUUGCAUGUUGCAAUUGCACGGAAACCUUUAUUGCUUUGCGAUGUCAGCUUCCAAAGCACAAUCGUUUUUAUCCACCAAUACCUGCGGAUGUUCUAACCGAAGUUUCUAGCGAAGAUGAUUGUUUGACAAAGCAUUGUUGUGUUGUUUGUGGGAUUCCUACGAAUCAAAUAGAAUCCCGGCAGGAAAUCCUCUGUAUGAAAAACAACAACAUUGGCGCCUGCACGGUAGACUUAAGAAUUCAUAAUCGAUGUAAAAAUUCUAUUGAGUGGGGAUGUGCUGUAAGUACAUUCCCUGAAGCUGAAAUCGUUAUAGAGGACGAAGAUAUGUGCACUCCUUUAGAGAAUGAGAACGAUUUAAGCUAUGAAAAUGAAUUAAUUAAGCGCUACCGCUUACAGGAACAAGAAAAUGCAGAUAACACGCUAGAUACUUCAGAGCAAGCAGCCUUUGAAGAAAUUCACAACCAACAUUCUUUUCAUGACAAAACUUUUUCUGCCUUUAUUAACUAUAUGCGGCAACACCCAAGUCAUAUUAUUCGUUAUGCGCCUAAAAGAGAACCUCUAUGGAUAAGUUCACAUAAAAAGCCUACUUGUAGUGAACUUAAAACCUUGAUUCAUCCAUGUGAAAAUUGUGGGGGCCAACGAGAAUUCGAAUUUCAAGUUCAACCGAAUUUAAUUCAUUAUUUACGUACGGAUCGACUCUCUUUUGGUGUUCUUUGUAUUUUUACCUGUAAAAAUAGUUGUACAAUAUCUAAUGGUUCCUCACGUUACGUGCGUGAAGUCGUUUUAGUUCAACCUGAACCGUUUCGUGUCACACAUUCCUAACCUUUUCUAUAAUCAAUUGCGUCUAUUUUUAGUAUAGCGACAUUUUUUGAUGUAUAUGUGAGAGUUUGAGCAUGUUAAACACCCGAUUUUGAUUGUAAAGAGAUUAUGAUUGUAGUACAAAAACAAAAAAGUAUUGUUUAAAGCUUCA